This is a messenger RNA of Chaetomium strumarium, 2243 nucleotides long. Its product is annotated as C2H2 type zinc-finger-domain-containing protein. The record is from RefSeq and is a predicted model, not a curated record. Gene Ontology annotation, biological process: ribosomal large subunit biogenesis. The transcript is spliced from 2 exons. Gene Ontology annotation, cellular component: preribosome, large subunit precursor. Bases 289 to 1968 code for a protein of 559 amino acids. Lineage: Eukaryota; Fungi; Ascomycota; Sordariomycetes; Sordariales; Chaetomiaceae. Gene Ontology annotation, molecular function: nucleic acid binding; zinc ion binding.
CGCCACCAGAGAAAUUUAUUCCCCGGGAUCUGUAUGACUGCAUCAAAGCCUUGUUUUGCCUCUGAUUCCCAUUAUUCAGCAGGCACCACUUGCUGUGUCUUCCCGGCUGGACAGUUGUAAAUAUCGAGCCCAGUUUUGCGAGUGCUGCUCAAACUUCAACAGUGCCACGGCUUCUGAUUUGAAACCAACAGAAGGUUGCUAGUAUUUACUGCAAACCCCUCCUGCCAUUACCCUGCUUCCAACCGCCUCCUAAAACAACAAGCACCGACUCUUGGUACCUUCGACGCGAUGGCGACCAUCUCUGGCAGUAGGACAGCUCCGCCCAGCGAUGUAUCAAGAAUGGAGUCCACGCACCCCUACACAUGUAACACAUGUCAAGUCGCUUUUCGCAAUAGCGACUUACAAAGGGGUCACAUGCGUAGUGACUGGCACCGCUACAACCUAAAGCGCCGUGUUGCUCAGCUACCGCCUAUCUCUUCCGAGGUAUUCACCGAGAAGGUCCUCCGGGCUCGAGCGGAGACUACUGCACAGGCAGACAAGGCCGGCUUCGAGCGGACUUGCGAGACAUGCCAGAAGACAUACUACAGCGAGAAUUCGUUCCGCAAUCACCUCAGCAGCGCGAAGCACAAGGCGAGGGCUGCCGCUUUGGUAUCGCGGUCCGACAGCAAGAUCGAUGAUGAGGCGAGCUCCAUGUCCUUCUCCCUGGGCGAGCCUGCGGCCGAGUCAGUGGUAGACUCGGAAGCUGAGGAGGAGUUCAACGAGGUUGUCGAAGGGAUGAAGAAUGCCGCAAUUCACGACAGCACAUCUCCCGUCAAGCGGCCUUCAAAUCCCCACUUGUCUGCUGAAGCACAGAACAAACCAGAACACCCCUUGUCGCGGGCUUCCAGCGAGGAUGAGACUCCCUCCAAGACUCCUCUGGCGCCAACCCCGACCAUGGCCAAGCCUCUUGCGCCAACACCGUCACUCAACACUUGCCUCUUCUGCAACUACGACUCCCCGACAGCGCCCCUCAAUGUCACACAUAUGGAGCGCAUUCACGGCAUGUUCAUUCCGGAAAAGCAGUAUCUGGUGGACCUUGAAGGCCUGCUCGCCCACCUUCAAGAGCAGGUUUUUGCACUAAACGAGUGUCUCACCUGUGGCAAAGUGAAAGCGAACGUCUAUGCUGUGCAGACGCACAUGCGUGAUAAGGGUCACUGCCAAAUCCCCUACACCACUGAGGAGGAGCAACUCGAGAUUGGCGAGUUCUAUGACUUCCGCAGCACCUACUCAGAUGAGGAAGGGGGAUCAGAGGAUGAGUCUGAAGACGAGACACAAGAAAAUGGGGGUGCCAAACUCGGUGCCAAGCGCGAGAGCAAGGUCACCGGCGACGACGGCGACGAAAUCAUGGAAGACGAAAAUUGGGAGACGGACAGUGAAGCAUCCUCGCUGGACUCUGACGAUCUCCAUGCAGUCCCUGCAGAGCAGCACUACCAUCAGUACGAACGUUUGGACAAGCACCCUCACCACUCCCGUAGUACUACUCGUGCCCAUCAUCAAGCGGAUGGCUGGCAUGCACGCUCCCACAGACGCGUCCAUGCUGUCUUCUACGAUGACUAUGAGCUCCAUCUCCCAUCUGGGAGGUCUGUCGGUCACCGGUCACUCAAUCGGUACUACCGUCAAAACCUCUACAACCACCCCACAGCAGAGGAGCGAGCUGAGCGUCUUGCUAUUGAGUCUGCCGAGAGGGAGAAUCAGAUGGAGGUUGAUGGCGGUGCCCGUCCGGGCAGAGAGGCUACUGCACGCGGGCGUGCACUGAUCCCGAGGGACUUGCAAGGACUGGGCGCUACUACUCUUUCAGAUCGUCGCAUCAGAGCGGUAGUGAACAAGGGUCGGAAGCAAGAAUGGGCCAACCAGAAGAGCAAAGGAAUGCUGCACACCCGGCUGGCAAUCAAGGAGAAGGCUGCUCAUCCGGCCACCUACUUGCGUUGAGCUCUUGGGUUUUCAAGUGUGCGGCUAUGGCCAGCCAGUGCAACUCGAGAGGCUUACGGGUUGCAGACCGACAGCGAAUCAUAGGUGAUCAGGAGUCCGUGGACAUGAACCUGAAGCGUUGAAUCCGCGUCGCGGAACUACUAUAGGUUGGUUAUGUGGGAAAUACUGUGAUGUGCAGGCGCAGCCUGAAGGCCUAUGGCCAUAUGCAAAUAAGGGCCUCCUUCGGUACUCUAAGGAAUCUGAAAAUAAAAAGCUGGCAACCUAAACACUGGCAC